Messenger RNA from Chlorella variabilis, 1098 nucleotides. Its product is annotated as expressed protein. NCBI's taxonomy places the organism in Eukaryota, Viridiplantae, Chlorophyta, Trebouxiophyceae, Chlorellales, Chlorellaceae. Bases 1 to 1098 code for a protein of 365 amino acids. The transcript has 9 exons. The record is from RefSeq and is a predicted model, not a curated record.
AUGGCCAGGCACCCUGCAGGCCUCGCGGCACCCGCCGCGCUGCUCCUCAUCCUGGCGGCGGGCGCCUGGACUGCGCGCGCCGCCAGCGACUGCCCGUACAUGAACACGAGCGAGCCGGUUCCCGCCACAUGGAACUUCCAGCUCAGCGGGCCGCUGGUGGACGACUUCAUGCAGCCAGACAUGAUGGGCAAGGUGCCGGGCUGGCUAACCACCGCUUUCGAGGCCAGCGACCUCUUCACCAUCGAUCCCUCCCUGACGUUUGGAACUUACGAGUACCGAGACCAGGCGGAGGUCACCAGCCCCUACGCCUCCUACGGAGCCAUCUUCAACCUCACCUCUCCGGCUUCAGAGAUAUUCGGGCAGGACGUGAUUGAUGAGCUGAUCCCUAACGAUGAGAUUGGCGUCUUCAAGCGCCAGUUUUUCCACGUCAGCGGCACCGGCUCCCACGUGUCUGCUGUCUUGAGCUUUGUGGACUACGAGGCCUUGAACAUCACCGAGCCCACCACCCUCUCCUCCAACUCCUCCGUCGACUUUGCCUUCUACGUCCUGGGCUGCACAGUCCAGAUCCCUCAGGCAUUCACCUUCUCCACCACGCCGCCGCCCCCCGGCCUCUCCAUCACAGACUACGAGGACGUGGCUGAGCUGCUGCCCAGCUUUGCUACCUGGGUGCCCAGCCCCGACAGCGUGGCCAACACCACCUCUCCUGGGUUUGCCUUCUACCAGUACUGGCCCCUGGUCGUCAAGGCCAGCGGGGAACCCAUCCCCGUCUUUGUCAGGCUCGUCACCACGCUGAACAGCGACAGCCUGGAGGCUGCCAAGCAGGGCGUCAACAGCUCUGGCACCGGUUUCGACAUUUACUGGCUCGCCGGGGACGAGGUGGUGGCCGAGGAGGCGGGGCUGGAGGCAAGUCUGGAGGAGGUGCAUGCCAACCUGGCCGCCGUGCUCAACCGCCUGAACGACACCAUGAACGGGGGUGGAGAUUCCGGCCCCGCCCCCGCCCCCGCCCCCCAGCCCGCCUCCGGCUCUGCCAUCGGCGCCGCCGCCGGUACGCCCAUGCUGAUGGCCCUGGCGCUGGCCACCCUGGCCUUCCUGGCCUAG